AUGUACGUCCCGCAAGACCGUCCUCGUUCUGAACCAUCGUUUCCUGAACCUGGAACGUUGAUCGACAACGGCAGCCUCGAGCUAGUCGAAAUUCUCGGUGUAGGCGGCUACGGCGUCGUCUACCGCGCUGUUGAUGCUCGCUCUACGACUCUGCGAAACUUUGCCGUCAAGUGUCUCCAACACUUGCAUACCCCUCGUCAGCGUCAGCUGCACAUACGGGAAAUAGCGCUCCAUCAACUUUGUAGCGCUCAUCCCAAUGUUGUCACCAUCCACCGUGUUAUCGAGGAGAACAACUUUACGUUCAUCGUUCUCGACUUUGCGCCUGACGGGGACUUGUUCUCUCAGAUUCUUUACGGCUGCAGGUAUCUCGGCAACACCAGGCUGAUCAAGCAUGUCUUCAAUCAAUUACUCGAUGCUGUCGAGUACUGUCAUUCACUCGGUAUUUAUCACCGCGACCUAAAGCCGGAAAAUGUCUUGUGUUUCGACGGCGGUUAUAGGGUCGCUCUCACUGACUUCGGUCUUGCGACGACGGAGAAAUUGAGUGAAGAGUUCCGAACGGGUAGCGUGUACCACAUGAGUCCAGAAUGCCAGGGAGGCGAAUUAUCACCAACCGGGUCGUACUCUCCGAUGUUCAAUGACAUCUGGUCCCUUGGUAUCGUUCUCCUCAACCUUGCCACGGGUCGCAACCCUUGGAAGGCGGCUAUUCUCACCGACUCCACCUUCCGUGCCUAUCUUCAAGAUCCCUCCGAAUUCCUCCCCAGCGUCCUCCCCAUUUCUUCCGAGCUUAAUGCUGUUCUCGUUCGCAUGCUCGAGAUUGACUGGCGCGACCGCAUCACGAUUCCUGAACUGCGUGUUGCACUCGCACGGGUGAAGAACUUCUAUUCUGAAGGCGCAGUUUUCGACGGAAGCAUGGCACGUUGCCCUUGGGAGGUCGGAGUUGAUUUGGAGGCCGCUAGCGCUGAGCCGGAGGAAACCAAGGAGGAGAGUCCUGUUGUUCCCGACCACCGCCCGAUUCCUUCUGCGUGGAGUUCGGAUUCGAGCUUUGCGUAUACUCAUCCCCAGGACGACGCAACCGCAACUGGUAGCGACUCUUCUUCGAGCACCCAAUACUCCUCUUGUGGCGCCACUUGGGCUUUUGAUUCGCCCACUUCUUCUGAAUCCUCCGCAAUUUUGCAGGACAAAUAUAUUUUCGAACGCCCCCGCACUCCCCCCAUGCCAAACAACGUGCCUAUCAUCUCUCCGCGUCCUGCAUUCAUCGUAACGCCGAGCAUAGUGGAUUUGACUUCACGGGCCACAGGCCGCAAGCCCCCGCUUACGAUCAACACUGCUCGUCUCGACCCGCAGUUUUAUGCUGCGCGAAACAUCAGCCUGAGCCUUGCCUCGGCUUCGACCGCAUCAUCAGUGAUGCGAACAGCAGUUGAUGAGGAUGACGAAUCGAACUUUUUCCUUGCCAGCAGCAAAGUUUCUUCGCCUGGCUAUGAUCUUGACGACAAGGAGAUGACAUCGGCUUUAUGGGAUGAGACGGGCGCUCUCUCCAACUAUUGCUCUACCCAGAGCUCCUUUGCCAACAACGACACGAAUAACAGCGACAGGUCAGCGACGCCUUCGCCCGACACCGAGGCAGGUGCCUGGCACGCCAGCCAAUGUCAGUUUUCAUCGUCAAUCUCCGACUCUAUAACCGACUCCCCGCCAAGGUCCCCCGAAUCGGAUUCGGAUUUGGAAUCACCGCAAGACUUUGCCUUCGCGGAGCACACAAGCAAGGUAUUACCGGGCGCGGGAAUUAUGCAACGUCUAUGGACCCAUUUCAAUCGUUUAUUUUCCAGCAAACGCCCUCUUCCCCGUCUUUUGAGACUUGGCCUGCAUAUCCGGCAACUGCGCCGUCGUCACCGCCCGCGACGCCGCCAAAGCACUCGCCAGUCUCACCGCCCCCGCGGCCCAAUACUGGGAUAG
Messenger RNA from Mycena indigotica, 1950 nucleotides. RefSeq names its product Serine/threonine protein kinase. The transcript is spliced from 3 exons. The record is from RefSeq and is a predicted model, not a curated record. Bases 1 to 1950 code for a protein of 649 amino acids. Gene Ontology annotation, biological process: peptidyl-serine phosphorylation; autophagy. Gene Ontology annotation, molecular function: protein serine/threonine kinase activity; ATP binding. NCBI's taxonomy places the organism in Eukaryota, Fungi, Basidiomycota, Agaricomycetes, Agaricales, Mycenaceae. Gene Ontology annotation, cellular component: cytoplasm.